AAAGCCAAUCAAUUCGGUCGGAGAAGGGGAUAGCCGGGAGGUGGGGAAAGGCAAGAAGAGAAGAGACGUGGCCACCGAACGCGAGCGAGCGAAGCAGUAGAAGAGAAAGCAGCCCACCCCCAAAGGCGAAUAGAGCAGCUCAACGGAGCCCGUACGGUUCGCCGCCGCCGGCCUCCUCCUCCUCGGCUGCGAUCCGAAGGGCUUCCAUGGAGGAUGCCCCUGACCAGAGCGGCCUGCCGGUUGGGGAGUGCGAAUGGAGGGAGGAGCUGAGGCAGCAGCAGUCCCAGGUCGAGGCGCUGCGCGAAAGGCUUGUGGAGGUGAAGGUUGGGAUGAGGCGCUCCGAGGACGAUUCCGGCCGGGAGCUUGACCACCUGUGCCGCAGGGUGAAGACCAUCGCCACCCUGCUGGCUUACCUCAAAUCCAAGGCGCGGAUCAUGGCGAUACCACACCUCGCGCACACGUCGUGCGGGAUUAGGAACCAGGACGGCGUGGGGUUCGUCGACCGGCAUGGGGUGCCGCUGGCUGACUGGUCCAAGGUUGCUGAGUCUGCUUCCUGUGGUGGAGGUUUGGAUGACAGAUCGGUGGUAGAGGGUAGCGGCGCUCCCAAGCAUGGUGAUGCAAAUGAGGGGGAUGGAGAUGUCGAUGACAUUCUGAAGUCCAUCCGUGUGGUGACCGACGUCAUGGAGUCUCUUGUGAAGAGAGUGAUUAUGGCUGAAUCUGAAACUGCUAAUGAGAAGGAAAAGGUGAGAAUUGGGUUGGAAGAGAUCAGGAGGAAGACCAUACAGGUUGAGUCCAUGUCGGUGAAAGUCGAGGAGAUGGAGAAAUUUGCAGUGGGUACAAACGGUAUGCUGAAUGAGAUGAGGCAGCGGGUUGAAGAUAUGGUGUUGGAGACCACUCGACAGAGGCAGCGUGCUGCUGAAAAUGAGCAGGAGCUUAGUCGUGUGAAGAACGACUUUGAGUCUCUCAGAACUUAUGUCAGCACACUUGUUAGUGUCAGAGAAACUCUUCUUUCGUCGGAGAAGCAAUUCGAAACAAUGGAGAAGCUUUUUGACAGACUAGUCGCGAGGACUAACCAGCUGGAGACUGAGAAAGCACAAAAAGAGGCUGAAGUCCAGAAGGUGAUGGAGGAAAAUGUGAGGCUACGGGCCAUGGUUGAUAAGAAGGACGCGCAGCUCCAGGCGAUGAGUGAGCAGUGCAAGUUCAUGGCACUGAACCAUCCAAACUAGGGGGAGUUACACCGGAGGAACCUGCACUUGUCCAACUGAUGUCACUUACAAAUUACAGUUACGUCGCCGUGAUAGCGAAAAGCAAAAUCCCCGGACAUUGCAAAGUAUCCGAUGAUGUUCUCAAGUUCCAGGGUCUGUGGUUCGUGGUUCGAAACACAGUUGUUUACUUUAGGUGUUUGGUGUGUUGAAAUUGCAACCCUGACAUCUUGUAUCCCGAAGCGUGUGUAAUAUCUGGGCGCAUUUGCCCAGGUUCGUAAAUCCAUUGAAUUGUAUAAGUAUAACCAUAGUUUCAUUGGUCUGCCUGAACUCCUAUUCGGCUGCCGUUUCACUGUGGCGCUGGUAAAAUUUCAUGACUGAAAUGUUGGCUUAUAGUAGUAGUAGUACACAUUUCUAUCCAGUUCCGUAAAUCCGUUG
Brachypodium distachyon (stiff brome) is the source of this 1640-nucleotide messenger RNA. RefSeq lists its product as uncharacterized. The transcript has 3 exons. Lineage: Eukaryota; Viridiplantae; Streptophyta; Magnoliopsida; Poales; Poaceae. The coding region runs from base 207 to 1226 and encodes 339 amino acids. Gene Ontology annotation, biological process: response to red or far red light; negative gravitropism. The record is from RefSeq and is a predicted model, not a curated record.